Scleropages formosus (Asian bonytongue) is the source of this 1072-nucleotide messenger RNA. It is a transcript of the gene fis1, whose product is annotated as fission, mitochondrial 1. Bases 53 to 511 code for a protein of 152 amino acids. Gene Ontology annotation, cellular component: peroxisomal membrane; mitochondrial outer membrane. The transcript has 5 exons. Lineage: Eukaryota; Metazoa; Chordata; Actinopteri; Osteoglossiformes; Osteoglossidae. The record is from RefSeq and is a predicted model, not a curated record. Gene Ontology annotation, molecular function: protein binding. Gene Ontology annotation, biological process: mitochondrial fission; peroxisome fission; mitochondrial fragmentation involved in apoptotic process.
CCACGUGACUCCGCGCUCACUUCCGUUGUGAUGAGAAUCCACUUCCGGCAACAUGGAGGCCGUGGUGAGCGAGACGGUGGCGCCCGAGGACCUGCAGAAAUUCGAGCAGAAGUUCAAUGCGGAGCUGGCGAAAGGCUCCGUCUCCAAGGAGACCAAGUUCGAGUACGCCUGGUGUCUCAUCCGUAGCAAGUACACGGACGACAUCAAGAAAGGCAUGAUGCUGCUGGAAGAACUUGUUCACAGGGGCACCAAGGAUGACCAGAGGGACUACCUCUUCUACCUGGCUGUGGCCAAUUACAGGCUAAAGGAGUACGAGAAAGGCCUCAAGUUCAUCCGCACCCUCCUGAAAAGUGAGCCGGGAAACACACAGGCAUUGGAACUCGAGAAGCUCAUUGACAGAGCGCUCAAGAAAGAUGGCUUGGUUGGCAUGGCGAUUGUUGGUGGAAUCGGUCUGGGCGUGGCCGGAUUGGCGGGCCUGAUCGGAUUGGCUGUGGCCAAAUCCAAGUCAUAAUAAGGAUGUGGGAGGAGCCCGGAUGUUUAACCCCGCCCUCAAGGGAUGACUUAUAGGCUGCAUUAAGUAUUUGCCCUGAUCAUACAGACAGAGCGGCGCAAGUCACAGGCUAGUUAUUAAUGUUUGACUUUCUUUUUAAUUUCUUCUCCCUCCAGGAAACUCGUCUGACAUUAAUUGGUCAUAUAAAAUGGGUUAAUAAUAAAUGACAGAUAAGCAGAGCAGGAAGUUGUCCUGCAUUUGGCAGGUGGGAAUUUACAGUGAGUUUUAUGGUUGAUUAAGGAAGUCUGUGAUGCCUGGUACCCGGAGUGACCUGCUGUUGACCUCGUUUUCACUCUGAUUUGCGCUCGUUCACCGCUGUCCCUUAAAGCGCAGCGCCCCUUGUUGUCCUUUGUGCCGGAGGGGGCUUGUCUCCGAUACAUCCUGGACACUAGUGAGCUCGUGGUGUCAGCAACCAUGAUUGAAAACCAUAGUACAGUGUGGUAUAGAUACACAACACUGAAUAUUCAGUAUACCGAAUACUCACAGCUUUGAGAUGAAGUCCAGUGCCAUAAGUACUUUUUA